AUGUUGAAAGGAUCAAGAAGAGGGAAUUAUGUGUCUACGUUAAAUAAACCAGUUGUUAUUCACAAAAUUGGUAAACCACAGCAUGUAUCAAAAGAUGAAAUAUUGAGGUUUUUAGAUGAUUUUAUUACUUCAAAAGAGGAUUUUGUAGAUAGUAAUAGCAAUGCAACUACUAUAGACAACAGCAAUGGUAAUAGCAAGAAUAAUUUACAAGGAAGCCAAAUAGCUACUACUGGUGGUGCAUCUGAUAUCAUACUUAAUAUAGAUACCAAUUUGACGAGUUCUUUAUCCCAAUUGAAAAGAAUUCAAAGAGAUUUCAAAGGUUUACCACCACAAUCUGCUACCCUUUCUAGUAUUAAAAUAAACGAUACUCAUAAUAAAAAGGCUGACAGUGAGAAUACCGAACAAGAAAAAGAAGAUAAAAUAAGUAAAAGUGCUACUGGCGGUACCAAGAAAACAUUUGCUUAUUAG
Messenger RNA from Arxiozyma heterogenica, 468 nucleotides. RefSeq names its product DNA-directed RNA polymerase I subunit RPA14 (gene RPA14). The record is from RefSeq and is a predicted model, not a curated record. NCBI's taxonomy places the organism in Eukaryota, Fungi, Ascomycota, Saccharomycetes, Saccharomycetales, Saccharomycetaceae. Bases 1 to 468 code for a protein of 155 amino acids. The transcript has a single exon.